UGCUCCCUGCGGCCGGGGCGGAGUGAAGCGGACGGCGGCUGCCAUUCCUCGGCUGCGCGGCCGCCUCCUCCCCCUCCGCCUCUUCCUGGCCGCGGCGAGAGCUGUGCUGGCAGCGGGGAGGCGGCGGCCAGCUCCCUGCCCGCCAUGGCUAUCCGCAAGAAAAGCAACAAGAACCCGCCGGUGCUGAGCCACGAGUUCAUCGUGCAGAACCAUGCGGACAUCGUGUCCUGCAUGGCCAUCAUCUUCCUGCUGGGGCUCAUGUUCGAGAUUACAGCAAAAGCAGCUGUCAUUUUUGUUACACUUCAGUAUAAUGUUACCAUUCCUGCCACAGAACAAUCUGCAGAAACAAUCUCUCUCUAUCACUAUGGCAUCAAAGACUUGGCUACAAUUUUCUUCUACAUGCUUGUAGCAAUAAUCAUACAUGCUAUAAUUCAGGAGUACAUACUGGAUAAAAUUAACAGGAAAAUGCACUUUUCAAAAACAAAGCAUAGCAAGUUCAAUGAGUCUGGGCAACUUAGUGCAUUCUACCUUUUCUCCUGUGUUUGGGGAACAAGUAUUCUUGUCUCUGAGAACUAUAUAUCAGAUCCAACUUCUCUGUGGAGGGACUACCCGCACACUCUGAUUCCGUUUCAAAUGAAGUUUUUCUACAUCUUACAGUUGGCAUACUGGUUUCAUGCUUUUCCAGAAUUGUACUUCCAGAAAACUAAAAAAGAAGAUAUCUUUCGCCAGAUUGUCUACAUUGGACUUUAUCUAUUCCAUAUUGCGGGAGCCUAUCUCCUGAAUCUGACCCAUCUUGGACUUGUUCUUCUGGUAUUGCAUUACUUUGUUGAAUUUCUUUUCCACAUAUCCCGUCUUUUCUACUUCAGUGAUGAAAGGUACCAGAAAGGAUUUUCACUCUGGGCAGUUCUUUUUGUUUUGGGAAGGCUUCUCACCUUGAUUCUCUCAGUCCUCACUUUUGGCUUUGGACUGGCAAGAGCAGAAGAUCAGCAGCUGAAUUUCAGUACUGGAAACUUUAAUAUCCUGGCUGUCAGAAUCAGUGUGCUGGCCUCCAUCUGCAUGGCUCAAGCAUUUAUGAUGUGGAAGUUCAUUAAUUUCCAGCUUCGGAGGUGGAGAGAGCAUUCUUCUUCUCAGCCUCAGUCAGUGAAAAAGAAGUUCGUAUCAGCUAAAGGAAAGAGCUCCAGAAAAGAAAGAGAAAAUGGAAUAAAUGGAACAGUGACCUCAAAUGGAGCAGACUCGCCUCGUAGCAGGAAGGAUAAAUCCUCGUAAAACUGGGUUUUAUUAAGUUAAUUGACUAAUGUCCCCAAAGAAUCUGCUUUUUACAUGGAUGGCCCUUCAGCGCUAGAGAUGUUAUGGAUUAAAGGAAAUACAGUUCAUGUUUUUUGAUUAUUGCUGUUGUUUUGAGAAACUUUUUUUAGAAGCCAUUUUGACUAAGGAAAAAGGGUUUAUCUGUCUUCAAAUACUUGUGGGGGGGAAUACAACACUUUUUAAAUAACAUUGACACUUUUUUAAACAUUUAUUGUGAUGAAAUAACUUCACUUAAUGAGGAUCACUGUUGCAAUGUAUUAUUUCCUUCCAGUUUUUGUAAUCUUGGUGAUAUAUGCUGUUCUACCAACUUCACUUUUUCCAAGUUCUUCAAGAAGUAUUGCAAGGUUGAAGUAAAAACUCAAUAUGCAUUUUCAGAUACUCUGGCUUUUCAGUUAAUUGCCUUGAUUCAAAUUUACAGUUCAAAUUGGGAUUCUGAGACCACACCAAUAAACCUCUAUUUUGUAGUUAUUGGCUACAUAAUGUCUGCUCUAAGAAUUGCCCCAUAUCAUUAAAACAAAGCUGAACUAAUUGGAAAUGUUGCAGAGUCUUAUUGUUUGUUGGUUAGAAAUCUGUUACAAGGAACAAAAAAACUUUCUUGAGAUGUAGGUUUAGCACUUGAAAAAUAGAAGGAAGUGUGUAUGGUCAUAGAAAGAGUUGAUUUGGGUAGCACUGUUUACUCCUGUGUUUUUGAAGUGUACGUAUCUUGCAGAAUUAGUGUGUGUUGGACCUUCUUUGAAAACUUGUCUGUCUGAUUUUAGAGGGUGGCAGUUCUUACCGUGUGUUGUGUUUGUUUUAGGAGGCAUUUAAGGCUCCACGAAGAGGAAAAUUUAGAUAAAUGGGUGAAGUUAUGAGAAACAUUCCUUUAUUCUACCUGCUUUGCUUUGUUUCACUGCUGUUAGGAAAUAGCUUGAUUUCUCCUAUAUAUAUAUAUAUUUUUAUGAAAAAAUAUUUAAAAGCUACAGCUUCUGAAAACUGAUUUAUUGUGCCCUUUACUACAACUGGAAAAAUCUUAAUUUAAGAAUUUUUCCAUUAUCUGUCUCUCAUAAUUGUAUUCAACGUGAAGAUUUCUCCGGUCUAUUUUCCAGUUUAAGAUGCAGUUAAUGUUUUCUCUGUACCAUUUCACUUGAGAAUGAGUUAGAGAUUUAAUUCAGUCUUAAGAAGUUGCUAAAUUAAUCUUGCAAGUCAACCCAAGUAUUGGACUGCUUAUUGAUUGAGAGCGGUAAUUAUGAGCCAUGAAGCUGAUAAAUAAAAUAGUUUUAAUUAAAAACUGUUACUAUAGCUGAGUUUAUACCCGAGAAAAUAAUAAAUCUACAUUCUGUAUCUUCUACAGUUUGGUUGCUUAGUAUACAGAAUAAAUGUUUCUAGUACAAAAUCUUCACUGCAAGGAACUAUCCAUUCUUCAAUUGUUGAGUGCUCUUUAGAGUUAUUGCAGUAUAACUUAUUAGAUGUUUGGGGUAAUUUUAAUCGCAGUUCUUGAGUACUUGCUUCACAGCUUCUUAGUGGAUUUGACAGAACUGGACUUGCUUAGCUUGAGAACCCUGGGGCAGCACACCCUGUAAUACACCCAGGCUGCUCCAGUGGCAGUAGCUAAACCAUGUCUUGAUUUGAAUAAAUAAAACUCAAGUGGUGAAACUGAAUCUCUCUGAUCUGGCCACAAAACUGGAAAAUUGGAACUCGAAAAUGUUGAGGGAAGUGAAUAUCUGUUACAUACUCACUGCACAAAAUCAUGUUUCAUAUCUUAUGUUUCUAAAAAGACCUUCAUGGAUUUUGUGUGCCUUGCUCUCAAUUUGAACCUUAAGCCAAAAGGGGCAAAUUUUUAAAGUUUCUACUCUGUUACUUUGACUUUAAAUCAGUUUGCUUGUAAUAUCUGGUAGUACUGACGUUGUCAAAAUCACAAAGGAUGGAGGAACAAAUUAUGAAGGGAGCGUUUAAGGUACUGCUUGAGAUCUUUAAGACCUUUCAGAGUCCAAGGGUUGUAAUAAUUGUUUCCCAAAGGCAAACUGUUUCUUGUGAACCUCACUCUUUGGCACAGUAGUCUUGAAAUUUAAACUUCUAAAAACUUCAAAAGAGUGAAUUCUUGCCUGCUAAUACUAAUGUUGCUUUUUGUCUCCUUUUGGCCUUACAGACGUUCUUGGCCUUUGGACUUUUAAAAAAGCACUUUUUUUUCCACUUUGACUUAAUCUUCAUCCUUGCCUUAUGGGAAUUGUUGCUUUCUGCCCGGUAAUAGAGAAUAAUUUCAGUUGUUCUAGAAUUCGGGUAGAGUAUUGGAAGCCAGGGUCUCUUGUGUUAUAAUUAAAAAUACUUAUUUAUAAUUUUGGAUCAGGCAAAAGCAGUAACUUUUAAUUUGCUACUGUGGGGUGGACACCCCCAUUGAUUUAGAAGAUUUUGAGAUUCUGUUUCCAGUUUGAUGUUGUUUUGACAUAAGAUUCUUCUUUGCCUGGAUAACUUCUUUUGAAUUGCUUAAAACUGUUUUUUCAAAUGUUAUUGCAUUUUGGCUCUUUGUGAUCUGGGAUUCAGUAAGCUGGAAGAACAUCAGCUGUCUAAUCGUGUUUUCUUCGUUAUGAAAUGAGAAAAAUUAGAAAUGGAAAUGACCAAAGAGAUCAUGAUUAUGUUCCUAUGCCUAACAAAAUUUUUGCUUAAGCUGUAAUAAUUUAUUGUGCUCAGUUACCACGUCCCACAAAGAGGCGGCUUUGUCCACUUAGAUGGAUUUGAAUUGAGUAAUUCAUAGAGACUGUGAAUAAGGUUCGUUGGGUUUGUUUUUUGUUUAAUUUUGUUUUAGUUUGUUUUUGUUGGGUUUGUUGUUUGUUUGUUUUUUUUCAAUAUAUUAAACUCCCUCCUCCCUGUCCCAUCUUGUCAGAACUUUCCAAGACUUAAAAUAAAUUACUUCAAGCCUUUCCCCCCCCCAAAAUGUAUGUUUGGUUUACAUGCCAGAAUUUACUAUCAAAACCAGUGUUUUACUUUUACUAAGUAAUUAUAUGUGACUUCAAUGUAUAAACAAGGAACGCACAGCAGCUGAAAAUAAUUUUCAGAGUUUUUGUUUUUAUCUCAACACUUUCUCCUCUUGAGUGGUUGCAGAGAUUGAUUUCUCCUGUGUGAAUUAUUUGUGAACUUGGCUCUUUGGAAAUACUGCUUUGCAGGUGAUCCCAUCCCCAAAUCUGGGAAUGAUCAAGGAUUUGCUAUGAAGAGAAAAUACAUAGGUUAUUUCUGCUGAUGUUAGAAUAUACUGAAAGUAAAUUAAGUAUGGUGGGAUAAUGCAUUUAGAAAAUCAGUAGUUUUUUGUAAGCAUUUGAUAUUUUUCCUGAAUACCUUUUCAUUUGAAAAUUUUAGUUGUGUUUAUGGAGUCACAUUACCCAGAAUUGUAAUAACCAGUGUGGUACUUUGGUACAAGUAUUCAGACUUCUGUAAAAAGGGUUAACACACAUCUACAGUCCUUCUGCUCUUUGCAGAUUUCUGAUGAACUGCACCUGAGAUAAUUUUGUCAGAGGCAAAAUUUCAUAUUAAAGAGAGCAUUUUCACGCUUAUGCCAUGCUGAAAGUGAUGUAGGUUGCUGCCAAAACUGGGUUUCUGUCCCUUGCUUUGUCUAGCCCAAGCCUUUCUGGUUGCAUGGUGAGCUAGAUCUGGGAGAUGGUGCAGCUGAAAAACAGCUUGUUUAUGAAGUUGUUUUUCCUCCUGGAUUCAUUGCGUGAUAGUAAUUCUGGAGGUACACAAGUAUUUAUGUACAAGCAAGAAGAAAAGGUGCAGGGAAAAGGCCAGUCAAGCUCUAAGGCAGCUACCUUGUUCGACUGUGCCCUUGGUUGAAAAUUAUACUCUAUUACAGUAUGAGUUGAAAGAUCUCAUUGGAAGCCUUCCCCUCAUCAAUACCAGACGGGAGAUGGUCUCUCUGGUAGUUCCUAUAUGCCAAAUAUUUGGAGUCUUAAUGGAUUUUUGUCAUAUAUUGUGGAGGAAGGGGAGAUACUUGAUAUGCUUUACUGUACUGGGAUAGAUACCUUUUGUCUGACAUUGUUUCGGGGUUUCCAAGCAGUGCAAGAUGAUACUGGUGGUGUAGAUACAGGAAUUCUUAACAGCCGGGAAACUACAGGCUUUUUGCUUUUUUGGUGUGGGAUGAUUUUUUGUCCACAUUAACCCCUUAUGUGUUGAAGUAGGUCCAGGUCUUCUAGACUGUAGGCCUGCCUAGGUAUGUGGAGGGAAAGUUUGUUUGGUUUCUCUAAUUUUGUUUCCCUGUUUUCAAGAAGUUCACCAGCUGUUUCCAAGGUCAUACUUGGGUUUGAUUCCAUUUGUGACUCAGCCCUUUGGACCUGUCUUACAGAAGAUGGAGACUGGCAGCUUCAAUAGGCUCCCUGUGAAGUGUUGGUCAUUGCUGUCCUAAUUGUUCUCUAUGGAAAAUGUCAGUAUUGAACAGACUUGAACAGUAAAUAGGGACAAUCGUAGUAUUUGUAACAUCAGGCCGGUGAGAGCCUGUGUAGAGAUCCUGCGUUCUAGGGAGCUGUGGUUUGGUGCCUGGAGGCUGUAGUAAUAGUCAUCUUGUCACACAAAUACUUGGGUUACCUCUUGCUCAGGGUAUUCAAAUGUCCUAUGAAAUUAAGGUGUGGGGAAAAUGUAGGAGAUCCUUUAAAAAGAAUAAGAUGCUUCAAAGGGCUGACAUUAGUUAUGUGUUCAUCAUAUUGUCAGUUCUCACGCUGUCAGUUGUGGAUUAUCCUUAGAGCACUGCAUCUGUCCAUGCUUGUGUUUUGGGGAUUUAUUUUUUUUUUAAUAUAUAUAUAUUAUAGGUUGUGGUGGUGGAUGUCUGGCAGGUAUCCCCUCUUCUCAUUGCUCCCUGAACUACUCAGCUUAGGAUCUGAUAAGCCUAGUUCUUUACUCUUUAAGGAAUUUGUUGUGCUCUUCAGAACUAAAAGAGAAGCAAUGCAGGAGCGUUUCUGGAUCAGACAUGCAAGAAAUAAGCACAUUGAUAUGUUGGGCAUCAUCAGAACCCACUUAAUGGGAACCAAAACUCUUUCAGAUGAAUACAUUACGGUACAACUUGCGUUGCAAUGUCAUGUUUGGAUACAGCUCAUGCCCAGAUAGCAAGUGCCUUUGUGGGUGGAGCAGAACUUCUAUUGGCAUCUACAGUUGUCAGUUCUCCUUGUGCGAACGCUGGUGAGGAGCGCUGGGCUGCUGCUGCAGUCGGCCUCCUUUUGCCUUUCAGAGAAGUUCUUUUGACGUUCACAAGACAAAAGGCAACAAUUCUCAUUUCAGGUUUAAAAAAAAAAAAAAAACAUGCUACCUAGUUUUGAAUCCAAUACACUUGCUCUUGAUCUCCGUCUAUGUGUCCUGUCACUUUUAUUUUAGGUUUCCACAAAAUAUUUUUAUCCAGCUCAAGGAUGGCAAGUCUGUGAUGUGAGUGCCAGAAAUGACAAGUCCUUUUUCUUCUUUUUUGUGUUUGAAACUCUUUGCAGAAUCAGAGCAGCUAAAGUGUAGCUCUAUAAUUUGAUAGCUUUUCAGUAUUUGUUCUUGCUCCUUAUUUAUUGUGGUUAACAUCAAAGGUCAGGCAUUAUCAUGCACCACAACACAGUUGUCACUUCAUUCCAUGCACAAGGGUUAGGCAAUUUGAUAUCCUGAAGUAAAAAAAUGUAUUAGUAAGUCUUGACUGCUGUAGCAGAAACUAGUAUUUCUGGAUGGUGGUGUAUUUAGGAAACUGAGUACUUAAGAUCUCUGAAUCUCUAGACUGUAGCUUUGCUGUAUAAAACUUGACAAAUGAUGGUCUAGCACCUGAUCUUUGUCUUCUUACUUUGGUUAUAUAUGUUGAAGAAUAUAUCUUGUAUUGUAAUUAACUGGUAAAAAUUCAGCCCAUGAUGAGAAGAAUACUGUAACGGGGCAGGAAUUUCAACUCUUAAACUCCAAACUAAAAGCCAAGCCAAAACUAUCUUGUGUUCUCACGCAGGUGAUUCCUCCUCUUUGUUUCUUGAUUAAUCAUUAUCUUUGUUUUGGUUUAGAUUGUAAGUUCUUUGUGACAAGGGUUGUCUUUUGUGUGUGUGCGUGUGUAUGCGCACGUGUGUGUACCCAGGGCAGUAAGGCCUGGAGCCCCGGUCUGUGGAAGCUGUAAUAAGCAAUCACCUUGUUAUUGUUUUCCUGGAUAUCAUAAUAAAGAGUAUCGAAUGAAAA
Columba livia (rock pigeon) is the source of this 7443-nucleotide messenger RNA. RefSeq names its product translocation associated membrane protein 1 (gene TRAM1). Gene Ontology annotation, cellular component: endoplasmic reticulum membrane. The record is from RefSeq and is a predicted model, not a curated record. The coding region runs from base 145 to 1266 and encodes 373 amino acids. NCBI's taxonomy places the organism in Eukaryota, Metazoa, Chordata, Aves, Columbiformes, Columbidae. The transcript is spliced from 11 exons. Gene Ontology annotation, biological process: SRP-dependent cotranslational protein targeting to membrane, translocation; protein insertion into ER membrane.